This is a messenger RNA of Alternaria atra, 1563 nucleotides long. RefSeq lists its product as uncharacterized. Gene Ontology annotation, molecular function: carbohydrate:proton symporter activity. Gene Ontology annotation, biological process: carbohydrate transport; transmembrane transport. The coding region runs from base 1 to 1563 and encodes 520 amino acids. The transcript has 4 exons. The record is from RefSeq and is a predicted model, not a curated record. NCBI's taxonomy places the organism in Eukaryota, Fungi, Ascomycota, Dothideomycetes, Pleosporales, Pleosporaceae. Gene Ontology annotation, cellular component: membrane.
AUGCCGUCCAAAUUCUUCAAGAACCGCAGGGUCUACCUACUGACUAGCGUUGCCUACAUGGGCUCGCUGCUGUUCGGUUAUGAUACAGGAGUAAUGGGCAGCGUCCUCGCGCUCAAGGCUUUCAAAGAGGACUUUGGCUUGCCAACAGACUCAUCCGGAUUCUCCGACUCGAAGAAUGCAUCAGUAUCAUCGAACGUUGUAUCGCUUCUCACUGCCGGUUGCUUUUUCGGGGCGAUCGGAGCCGCCUGGAUCAACGAACGCUACGGUCGACGGUUGUCUCUCAUGGGCUUCUCUCUCGUUUUCCUCGUUGGCGCCGCGCUUCAGACUGCCGCCCAUCAUGAGAUCGGCAUGAUUUACGCUGGUCGCGUCAUCGCAGGUCUCGGUAUUGGAGGAAUGUCAGCCAUUACUCCUGUCUUCGUCUCGGAGAAUGCUCCGCCAGCUAUUCGAGGACGUAUCGCGGGUCUCUUCCAGGAAUUCCUGGUCAUUGGUAGUACCUUCGCUUACUGGCUGGAUUAUGGAGUUGCACUCCACAUGCCCGUUUCAACGAAGCAAUGGAGAGUCCCGGUAUCAAUCCAACUCAUCCCAGGUGGUUUCAUGUUGAUUGGGCUUUUCUUCCUCAAGGAGUCUCCUCGGUGGUUGAUGUCAAAGGGUCGGCAAGAAGAAGCUGCGGAAUCCCUCGCGUUCAUUCGCUGCGAGCAACCGGACAGUCCUGAGCUUCUGCAGGAACUAGCGGAGAUCCGUGCUGCGGUUGAGGAAGAGCUCAAUAUGACGGAAGGUAUCACCUGGAAGGAGUGUCUCCUCCCCGGCAAUCGAUACCGGUUCAUCACUGGUUUUGUGCUCAUGUUCUGGCAGCAAUUCAGCGGAACAAACUCAAUCGGUUACUACGCACCUCAAAUCUUCCAGACCAUCGGCGUAUCCGCGUCCAACGCUUCGCUUUUCGCAACGGGUAUCUACGGCACUGUUAAGGUCAUCACCACGGGUAUCUUCCUUAUAUUUGGAAUCGACUUCGUUGGCCGAAAAUACUCGCUCAUGGGUGGCGCGGCAUGGAUGGCGGCUAUGAUGUUCAUUAUUGGAGCUGUUCUCGCGACAUAUCCGCCAAACCCUGACUCUGGCUCGGUCUCGUCACCGUCCAUUGCCAUGGUGGCCAUGAUCUACCUUUAUGUCAUCGGAUACUCGGCUUCAUGGGGCCCUGUUCCGUGGGUUUACCUAUCGGAAAUCUUCCCAACGCGACUUCGUUCGUACGGUGUCGGAAUGGGAUCAGCGACCCAGUGGCUAUUCAACUUCGUCAUUACCAAGAUUACUCCAGCAGCUAUUAAUCAUAUUGGCUGGAAGACCUUCAUUAUGUUUGGCGUCUUCUGCGCUUCCAUGGGUAUCUUCGCAACAUUCUUCAUCAAAGAGACGAAGGGAAAGACUCUUGAAGAGAUCGAUAUUCUGUUCGGAGAUGUGACAGCAGAGCAGCGUCUCCAGGAUGUCGAGGUGGGCAUGAAGGAAGAACAGCGGAAGCACUCGGUGAAGUACAUGGAGGACGCCCCCGAACUGGAGAACAAGGCAGGAAAGGAGUAA